AAAUCUCUAAGGGAUCUCUGGAGGAUUUUGGAAAUACUUCUGGAAAUUCUACUGGAGCAGUUCUUCGAAGAAUUUCUUAUGCAAUUUCUGAAACGCUACAUACAUUUAUUUGUUCAACAUCACAUUUAAGACAAGACAUAAUCAACAAUAGUACGCACAAUACUCGGUUUGUGGCUGCCACUCUCUAUCCUCGGUCGCGCCCAAUGCUCGCCAGGUCACGCUCCACCUGGUCCGCCCAUCGUGUUAUCUACGCUCCACGCUUUCUUGUGCCAACCGGAUCAGUUUAUUUAUUUAUUUAUUAUUAACAUCAACAGACAUCUUAUGCCCCAAUGAUGGCCUCUUAUAACUAAUACAUAACUAUAAAAACUAAAAACAAAACUGCAUUUGAAAUACAAGACAAAAACGAAACAAAAAUGCGAAAAAGUCAAAUACCGUAACAAAAAACAUAUAAAAUCACAGUUCGUUAUUGUUCGUAAAAUAUCUGCGGAAUAUUUGGCGCAUCGUUUGGCGGGACAAGUGGAAGUCGAAAAGGUGGCCAGCUCUAUUGAACGCAAGCUCCAAUCCAAUCAGCGUGUGUUGACCGUAAUUGAUUCGUCGGAAAGGCAAUCUAAGCAUCGCGUUGCUCCGAAGGGCCCUAGGACGAACGUUCAAGUCAACCGCUUCCAGAAUGGCAGGGCAAUCGACUCUUCCUUGCAAAGUGUCGGCAAUAAGCAUAGCCUUUGCCAUAUCCCUGCGCGAUUGGAGAGUUUCGAGUCGAAUCAACUGACAUCGAUUGCUGUAGCUUGGUAACCGGAGCGGAUCACGCCAUGGAAGCAGACGGAGCGCAUAGCGGAUGAAACGAUGCUGCACUGAUUCGAUUCUGUUAGAACCAUUCUGAUAAUGCGGAUACCAAACAGCAGAGCAGUAUUCGAGAGUUGAACGGACCAAGGAGCAAUACAGGGAUUUUAAACAGCAAACGUCGGUGAAGUCCUUGGCGAUGCGAAAAAUGAAUCCUAGGGUCCUAGACGCUUUGUCAACGAUAUAUGCGACAUGGUGCUUAAACGUAAGCUUAGUAUCCAGGAUUACUCCAAGAUCUUUCACUUGAUCGAUGCGUUGGAUUGUUGUGUCACGGAGCUUGUAGUUGAACUGAAUUGGUUGGCUUAUUCGGGAGAACGAGGUUGUUCGGUCCGAGAUUGUGAACCACUGGUUCUGGUCUCUUUAGAUCGCUUUCAUCUAACUCAUGAGAAGAGUAAUACCUCUCGCUUCUCGAGAGCAACCCCGAAGUCGGGCAAGAUCACUUUGUACGAAGUUUAAAUAAAUUAGUAUGCACCCAUUCGUCAAACGUAUAACACGCGUUGUGUAUUCGGUCCGGUCCGGUCCGGCAAUAAAGUCUAGUGCCCACAACGCGAGUGUUUUUAUUUCCACCGUUGAAGAAAGGUCGAUGGACGAAGGCAGAGGUCAAGGACCUCUGAAGUGACCCGCGUUUGGACGGACUAGUUUCUACAGUCCACUUUAUAAGGUCCGUGCCAAAACAUGGUCCUUCGAGCCGGAUGAAGACCGGUGGGACUAAACUAAAGUGCAAGUGAAUAUUCUGUUCGCGGAUAAACGGUACCCGCCCGAUAGCGAAAAUUGAAAAUCUAGAGAUAGCAGUGAAAAAGAAAUUUUAUUGUGCGUGAGGGACCGACGUCGUCGACAUUGUCGCCGUUGUUCGAGUGCACCACACCGGUGCUUACACGGAGGGAAGUGUAGCGGCGGAUUUUGGCGGUUUCGUCGGAACAUCAAGGUGGAGAUUGGCCGGCGGCGCGCCACGGAACGUGUCGUCAGGAGAGCUGUACUGCAUGCGGGAGAAAACGGAAUCAUCCCGAUUGCCGUCAGGGAGUAUUUUGCAUGGUUUUUUGUGGUUGGGUUGCAUGUGCUGGGUAUGAGUUGGGUAAAAUUGAAUAAAGUUUAUACUAUAUGUUGAGCGUUUUCUUCCGGGUAGUGGCCUGGAUUGAGUUGGAUUGCCCUUGGUCUGAAAGAUCUGGUCUUGAAGUUGGUUUUCGCUGCUCGUUGUCAUUCUCCGCUGUAAUCCCCUGCUGUCAAAUUGCUGGUUUUCGGUCGGUCGCGCGGAACGUUUGGAGAAGUAAUUCCGGUAGCAGUGUUCGAGAUUCGCGCAGUCAAGCUGAUUCAGUGAAUGAAAGGUGGUGUGAAGUGAAUCAAAAAACUUAAUUGGCAAAUUUACAGUACUGCUGUUGAGUGAAAAGUGAUUGAUACGAACACGAUCUUAAGUUUGAACUUGUGCUGUGAACAUUGAGAGCCACGAACCUUUAGUGAUUUGAUCAUCCAACAGUACUGUAAAUUUGUGGGUGAUUAGAUAACUGUGAAGAUGGUGACCAUGGAGGAGUAUAAGGAGCUGAAGAAGCAAGAAAAGCAGUUAGUCGGCAUCAUGAAUGGCAUCGCGCGUUUUGUGAAUGAGUUCCAGAAAGGAAAGCACGAAACCCAAAUUGAUGUCCGCCUGGAAACCCUAGAAGAGGCCAUGACGAAAUUCUACAGUGUUCGCCGGAAAAUUGAGCAGUUUUUCGACGAUGAAGAUAGUGCUAGUGAAGUGAAGAUAGCUGAAAAUACCCGGUCAGAACGAGAAAAACGGAAGAAGAGCUUCGAGGAGUCGCUGUACAACGUUCAGGAACAAUACUUCGAAGUGAAGGCCGCGUUGAUUCAGCUGCGGCCAAAAAAGGAGACCCCACGAGCCACCAUCGAAAAUGUAGUUGAAGUUCAGCCAAUGUCCCGGGUGAAGCUGCCGGACAUCAAGCUUCCGAGCUUCAGUGGGAGGAUUCAGGAGUGGACCAGCUUCCGAGAUACCUUCCGAAGCCUGAUCCACAACAACCAGCAGCUGGCAGACGUCGACAAGUUUACCUACUUGCGGUCUUCGACCACCGGUGAAGCACUACAAGAGCUGAAUUCGGUGGAGCUAACGGGCGACAACUACGAGGUGGCCUGGAAAAUGUUGGAGAAGAAGUACGAGAACAAGAAGCUCAUCGUGAAGGCCCACCUGGACGCGUUGUUCGCCGUUGAGCCAAUGCGCAGAGAGAACUGCGAAGCGCUAAGUCACAUCAUCAGUGAGUUCGACAAAAAUCUGCUGAUGUUGAACAAGAUUGGGGAGCAGACGGCCAACUGGUCGACGAUAUUGGCGUACAUGGUGUGUUCUCGUCUCGACCAAACCACUCUCCGCAACUGGGAGACGCGCCACAACAGUAAAGACGUCCCAAAGUACGACGACCUAAUGCAGUUUUUGAGGGAUCAGUGCGCAGUGCUGCAAUCGAUAGCCCCCGCAAAGGUUCACGAAGGCGAUAGACGGCCUAGGCUCUCAACGACGCACACUACGUCCCAGGCUCAGCGAAGAUGCUUGUUUUGCGGAGAUUCGUACCAUCUACCGUUUAAGUGCAGCAAACUGCAGAACAUGAACGUGGCUCAGCGAGUGGAAGAUAUCAACAGAAAACGACUUUGCAGAAACUGUUUGACAGCCGGGCACUUCGCUGAAGGCUGCACCAGAGGGUCGUGUACUCGCUGUGGGAGAAAGCACCAUACGUUGCUGCACUUUGACAGGCCAUCAAGCAGCGGUAAUCCAGUGAAGCCAUCAGUUCCUGCUAGUGUCCCGCAGUCCGUUCCACAAGCGCAAAACCGACCAAAUUCAGCUCCAACAGCGCACCAGCAACAGCCACAGCAAAUUCGUUCGAAACCACAGAGCCAGACACAAACAACUCAACUCAACCAGCCACACAAACACAACCCACAUCAUCAUACCCGGUGAUUCG
Aedes albopictus (Asian tiger mosquito) is the source of this 3770-nucleotide messenger RNA. RefSeq lists its product as uncharacterized. Lineage: Eukaryota; Metazoa; Arthropoda; Insecta; Diptera; Culicidae. The coding region runs from base 2345 to 3766 and encodes 473 amino acids. The transcript is spliced from 2 exons. The record is from RefSeq and is a predicted model, not a curated record.